Messenger RNA from Apiotrichum porosum, 1821 nucleotides. RefSeq lists its product as uncharacterized. Gene Ontology annotation, molecular function: manganese ion transmembrane transporter activity; cadmium ion transmembrane transporter activity. The coding region runs from base 1 to 1821 and encodes 606 amino acids. Gene Ontology annotation, cellular component: membrane. NCBI's taxonomy places the organism in Eukaryota, Fungi, Basidiomycota, Tremellomycetes, Trichosporonales, Trichosporonaceae. The record is from RefSeq and is a predicted model, not a curated record. The transcript has 3 exons. Gene Ontology annotation, biological process: intracellular manganese ion homeostasis; iron ion transport.
AUGUUGUCCCUCCGCCGAGCGCGUGAGCUGUUCACACGCCAUCUGGCGUUUGUAGGACCCGGCCUGGUGGCAUCGGUGGCAUACAUUGAUCCAGGAAAUUGGGCAACCGACUUGCAAGCUGGCGCCGCGUAUGGUUACAAGUUGCUGUUCAUCGUGUUCCUCGCCAGUUUGGCGGCGGUCGUCCUCCAAAUCCUCUCUGUGCGCCUCGGUGCCGUCACCUCCGACUCGCUCCCCGCGCAGACGCGCGCGCUCUUCCUGCGCUGGGAGGCAAAGUACCCCAAGUACAAGCGUGCCCUCCGCUGGUGUCUGUACGCGUUAUGGGCUCUCGCCGAGAUUGCCAUUAUCGCGACCGACCUCGCCGAGCUGCUCGGUAGCGCCAUUGCGCUCAACCUCCUGUUCCCCCGCCUCCCUCUCUUCGCCGGCGUCCUCAUCACGGCCGCCGACGUCAUGGUCGUCCUCCUCUUCUUCCGAUCCAACUCGGGCCGCCAGGGCAUGAUGUUCUUCGAGUUUGUCAUUGUGGCGCUUGUGCUCGCCGUGUUUGUGAGCUUUAUGAUCCUCCUGCACCUCAUCAAGCCCGAGUGGCGCGAAGUCUUCCUGGGUCUUGUCCCGUCCAGGACCCUUGUCAAGCCCGGCGCGCUCUACGUCGGUGUUGGUAUCAUUGGCGCCACGGUCAUGCCGCACGCACUAUUCUUGGGAUCACACCUCGCGUCUGUGGACCGGUUGGGCAUGCUCCCUGUUCUUCCCUCGCGUGCGAAAAAGCCCAUCAACAACCGCCUGCCUUCGUUCAACCCACUCGGCCGCCUGCGUCGUCGGAAUCCGGAGCCGCAGCCCGAAACGACAGAGGUAGAGCUUGAGGAGGUCAACCAGGCGGGCCCCUCGCAACUCCCGGACCUUCCUCGCGUGGAAAGUGACGUGGGAAUUGCUCCGGCGCCUAAGACGUUCGCGGAUAAGGACGACGACGACUACCAGGUCGCCAUGGAAAAGUACGACGCGGACGUGCGCGCCUUUGACCGUAUCCGCUGGGCCGACCUGCACGUCAUCCACGCGACCAUUGAUACGUCGUACAGUCUCCUCGGCUUCGCCCUCACUAUCAACGCUUCCAUCCUGACGCUCGCCGGUGCGGCGUACUACUACGGCCAGAGCGGGGCGACCGACGACGCCGACCUGGCGGGCGCCCACGCGCUUAUCAAGGAUUAUAUCGGCAACGGCGCCGCCAUCAUUUUUGCCCUUGCCCUCCUAUGCGCGGGCCAGAGUGCCAGCAUCACCGCGACGCUCGCUGGCCAGGUCGUGUCCGAGGGCUUUCUGGAGUGGAAGACGAGCCCCAUGCUGCGUCGUCUGCUCACGCGCUUGAUUGGUGUGGUCCCCGCAGCCAUCGUGGCCGUCGCGGUUGGCAACAAGGGGCUGGACGACAUGCUCGUCGCGUCCCAGGUCGUCCUCUCCAUCGUGCUUCCGACAGUGACCAUUCCGCUUGUCUACCUGUGCUCGCAAAAGGACGUCAUGGUCGUCCUCGGACCGAUCGACGAAACGCAGCCGCCGGUGCGUGCCGAGUCGGUGCCAGCUUCUGCCUUGGCUUCGGCUGCGGCGUCGAGGCAGGCUUCACCAGCAGCCUCACACCUGUCGCUUCCGCUGCCGCUGCCAUGCGCGUCACGUCCAUCCAGCCCCAGCCUGGAAGUGCCACCACCUGCCCAGCCGGCCGGGGUCCGCCGCCGCAAGUUCUUUACGUCCAGCAAGUGGGUCACCGCACUGGGUUACUCGCUGUGCGGUAUCGUUAUCCUUGCGAACGGAUACGUCAUUGUUGAGUUGUGUCUGGGUAACGCCUAA